UCACAAAUCUCUUAACCAUACAUAUAAAUAUGCUAUUAAUGUAAUAACUCUACAACAAUGGCUAGUUCGUCAGCUCCAUUGUUAACCCAUCUCGAAGCUGAAGAUACUUCUUCAACUUUGACGUUUGAUACCAUCGUUGAACAAAGCUUAUCAGAUUUUGGGCUCCGGCAAAUUCUACAGAUAAUGUUUAUAGGGCUUGCCUUCACGUUCGACUCCAUGCAGAUAUUCAUCACCGUCUUCACAGACGCAUACCCUACAUGGCAUUGUCUCGACCACACGAUCUGCAAUUCGGACUCGACCAACAUGUGUGGACUACCUAGGUCAGCUUGGGAUUGGGACAACGAUUUCAAGGGCAAAUCCGUCAUUUCAGAGUUCGAUCUCGAGUGCUCGAGCUCUUUCCUCAGAGGUCUCCCCACCUCUGCUUUCUACAUGGGUUCUAUAGUUGGAGGGGUUUUACUCUCCACGAUCCCUGAUGGUUUCUUGGGACGCAAGCAGUUGCUUUUCUUAUCGACUUCAACAAUGUCCGUAACUGGAAUCUCAAUCUUCUUCUCUUCCAACAUAUGGAGCUACGUUUUCUUGAAGUUCUUGGUCGGCUUCGCGCGUUCUCAGACGUGUACGUACGCGUUAGUUUUGAUAUCCGAGAGAGUUUCCACAAGGUGGAGACCUAGAGCUACUAUGAUUCCUUUUACUCUCUUUGUGUUAGGGUUUAUGUCGCUCUCUGGAAUCGCUUACCUUGCUCGUCACGCUUCCUGGAGAGUUCUUUAUCUAUGCACAUCCGUCCCGGCGGCUGUUCACAGUAUUUUUCUCCUUUUCUUCGCCUUAGAGUCUCCUCGUUGGCUUCAUCUGCAAGGAAUGAACCAAGAAGCCAUUGAAGUACUCAAAAGAAUCUCACCUGAAACUAGGGCUUACUUGGAAUCAGUCUCUUCUAGGUUACUUCAACAACAAGAAACCCCAGAGCAGGCUCCAAGGUACACGAUCAAGGAUUUAUUCAUCAGAAACUGGGCUUUUCGACGAAUCAUGGUUGUUAUGAUCAUAAUGUUUGGGUUAGGUAUGUCUUACUAUGGAGUUCCAUUAGCCGUCAGAGACAUAAAACUCAGCAUCUACUUAAGCGAAUCCCUAAACGCAAUGGUUGAGUUACCUUCAUUUGUCAUAACACCGAUCUUGCUGGAGAGAUUCAACAGAAGAAGCUCUGUUCUUGUCAAUGCCUUAGUGGGAGGAGCAUCAGGAGUGCUAUGUUUCUUCCUAAGCCUCUUCGGAAGAACAAAGAUUGCUUUCGCUUUAGAACUUGUUUCCUUCCUCUGUGCGAGGAUUGGAUUCAACUUGAUGGCUGUUUACAUCGUUGAGCUGUUCCCGACAUGCGUGAGAAACUGCGCUAUGACGAUGCUGAGGCAGGCACUUGUUGUUGGAGGAGCUUGUUGUCCUAUCAUUGCUUCUGUAGGAAGACAUGUUCCAUCACUCUCUUUCGCGGUUUUCGGAUUUGCAAUGUCGGGUUUUGGGUUGUUUGUUUUGCUUCUUCCUGAGACCAAAGGGUCAAGUCUUUGUGAUACUAUGGAAGCACAAGAGCUGAGAGACCAAGCCUUGAAGAUUAGCCCUAGUUGCUGAAAUUUUAGUUCCAUAAAAAUUUCUUUUCACUAGGGCAUAUGAACAGGUGUCAAAAUUUUAGAGGCUAUAACAUUUAGUAAAAAAACUAAUAAUAAUAAUAAUAAUCUAACCUAUACUAAAAGGGUUAUAUGAGCAUCAGAGAAGCUGUCCACGUAGGACAAUUAAAUCAGCCAAUCAUUAUGUGACAUCUGUUCACUUUACCGCGUUUCAUUUAUUCUGUUUCCGUUUGGGCUACAUUCUUUGUUAUUGUUUUGGUUUAUAAAGCCCAAUCUUUAAAAAGCAGAGUAAGACGUAUGCCUGAAACGCAGAGUUUUUAAUUCUAUGGUUUCAUCUCAUUCUCUUCUCCGCCGUUGCAAUAUCAUACCCUAGGGUUUUGAUCGAGAUGCUUCAUCUUCUUCCUACGGAUCCAGCAAUCUACCUGUUACAGAUUCUUACUCUUAAAGCCCUUUUUAAAUCCAUCCUCCACGAUGAAGCUCAACGAUUUCUCACUCAAUACUCUCAUCUCUCUUACAAGCGGUGAAGCUCCUCCUACAAAAAGCUAGCCGCUGCACCUCCACCGCCCAGGUCCGUUUGCUUAGGUUCUGGGAAGAUAGGAAUGUUAAGCGCGACAGAGAGGGUCAACAUUCUCUUCAUGGACGCCAAGGCCACUCUCACCUAAGCCACCGUGAACGUCUACCGCUUAAACACAUUCAGACAUCUUUUCACUGUUGGUUAAGUGUACUCUGUUAGCGGCUUUGAGCUGUCCGGACUUCAAGCUGUCCGACUCUCCUGUGUCGAUCCGGUUCAAUAUUGAGACGGGUUUGAAAGACUUAACUGACCCAGGUUCACCAAUUCCUCAAGAACGUUUCAGGUUCUGCAAAGAUGAGUUGCUUGGUCUAGCAAACACCAACACCCAUCUUCCAGGUAACCCUAUUAUUUUUUUUUUGCAAAUAUGUCAUUGAUAAAUCGAUCCACACCGGAAUCUUGGAUGAGAAUCAAGGUAUUUUGUAAUUUAUAUGUAAAGGCUUAUAUAGUUUAUUUCUUAAUAAACAUCAUCCUCACAACUCCUAAUAACACCAGAAACUUCUUUUCUCAUAUAUCCUUCUAGAUAUGAGUUGAUUGAUAAAUUUGUGCAGGAGCAUGGGCUAACUGAAUAGUUCCUCCGUGCCUGUCCUUUUGGUAUAAUGCCUGAUGGAUCAGGCACCAAAUUUUUUAGGUGAAUCCUUAGACGUUAACGACAAUAACAAGUCGGUUUACUGGAGGAGAAGAAGGAGAUAGUGAGAACAAGAAUGAUAUGACAAAGGAGGUGAAGAGCAAAAACAAGCAAGACAAGCGAAGAAGUAGAAAACUAACGAAUGAGACAUAUUGCGGUCGCUAGGAAUAGGAAGCAAAUGAACGAGCAUCUUCGUAACCUCAAGUCUCUUUUGUCUGGAUCCUACGUUCAAUGGAGAGAUCAAGCGUCGAUCAUAGGUGGAAUAGAGUUUGUAAGAGAGCUUGAGCAACUUCUACAAUGCCUAGAGUCACAUGAGUCGUAUAGGAGGAGGAGGAGGGCUCCGGGAAGAAACAGCUGAGAACGAGUCGUGCUUGGCUGAUGUGGAGGUGAAGCUGCUAGAGUUUGAUGCCAUGAUCAAGAAACUUUCAAGAAGAAGACCAGGACAACUUAUUAAGACUAUUGCUUUUUUGGAGGAUCUUCAUCUCUCUAUUCUUCACACUUACAUGACUACCAUGGAGCAAACAGUCCUCUACUCCUUCAAUGUCAAGGCAAGUUUCACCUUUGUACAUUAUACUCUUAGGCAUUCAUAUAUAUAGUACAUCCUCAAAUAAAGUUUUUUACCCAUAUAUUUGGAUUGAUUUAAAUAAAAUAUGCAUAUAUUAGUAACCUACAAGGAAAAGUGGACGUUGAAGGUUUCCUCUCAGCACAAGCUGCCAUAGAUGCAAUUAAGGGCUCCAUGGAUCUUUACGCAGCUAACAUCAAAGCUGGCUUGCAGCGUUAAUGAACAUACCGGUCAAUCUGUUCCUCCAGGUUUGCGUUGAUGCCUUCUCCGGCUCGCUGGAGAACAAACUCACUGUGAGUGGAUCAGUCUCACCGUUGGAUAACAUCCUAUUUUUGAAUUUGAAUUUAAGCCACUUCGUUCAGUGUAUUUUUUCUGCAGAGCUAAUGUGUCUGAAAAUGAGAGGCGAACAGGUCUUUAUGAUUAUCAGGUAUGCUCUCUUUUGUACUUGAAACAACACCUCUAACAAACGACUGGUGAGUGUAUAUGGGAGUAUUUUGGAUGGGUUUUGUUAGAUAGACUGAAAGAUGUCUGUGCAGAGCCAUGAUCAAUAUUCUAAGGCAAGAAACAUGGACGGAUAAUAGAGAAGCGGGAAUAUCCGAAGGAUUCUUUUACAUGCGUUUGGAGAAAAUCUUUAGCUUAGUGGAUGUCUGACUGAUCAAACUUCAGAGUACGCACCAAGGGGCAAGCCUAUGGAACAUCCCAGAUUCAAUACAUAUCAUACUUGGUGAGACAAUAAGUUUAGAAGAUCACAAACAAGUAACUGUUUUUAGGUGUGAGAGAGCUUCUUGAGUAUGAAUGUUAUAAUAACAAAACGGGUUGUAUUGCAGCGAUACUAAUGUGGUUGCUCCAUUCAUAUAUUGAAAUGAAUUUUCAGAUU
Brassica napus (rape) is the source of this 4233-nucleotide messenger RNA. RefSeq names its product organic cation/carnitine transporter 5-like. Gene Ontology annotation, biological process: transmembrane transport. The record is from RefSeq and is a predicted model, not a curated record. Gene Ontology annotation, cellular component: membrane. Gene Ontology annotation, molecular function: transmembrane transporter activity. NCBI's taxonomy places the organism in Eukaryota, Viridiplantae, Streptophyta, Magnoliopsida, Brassicales, Brassicaceae. The coding region runs from base 58 to 1602 and encodes 514 amino acids. The transcript is spliced from 6 exons.